Molecule: messenger RNA, 288 nt
Organism: Paecilomyces variotii
Lineage: Eukaryota; Fungi; Ascomycota; Eurotiomycetes; Eurotiales; Thermoascaceae
Exons: 2
Source: RefSeq, a predicted model, not a curated record
AAACCCAUCUGCGAUUUCACACGCGGCCUCGCCUACAUUGAGCCCACUGACGUGAAUAUCAACCAUCUGCGAGACGCUAAAGAUACUUAUUGUGCUGCUGAAGCCGGCAAUUGUGCCCGUGUAUCUUACCUGAACAGCUCUUCGAUAUUCUUUUGUAACUAUAACACAAAUCGCAUAUAUACCAAAUGUGGGAAUCUCAUUGAGCCUGCGCUGGCCAUAUAUGAGGACUGCCGGCUCGCAUCUCGAUAUACAUAUGGCUAUCUUAGCGGUAUGGUACGAAAUGGAAGU